AUGAAACAUUUUAGCCUGAAGACCUGUAUCUCCUCCUGGCCACAGAGUGGUGCUGGAUCAUAUGCUGACCAUGAUGUUUUUCUGGAAUGCAAAUUCAACUUGUUCUUCACCCAACUCCAAUGGCAAAGCUCCUCAGAAGUUUUCAAAUGUCACCAUUACUCAGGAAGCAAGGAUGGAAUUAAUGCCAAUGUGAACUGGGAUGAACUUGGUUUCAAUCUUGUGAAAACUGAUUAUAUGUGUGAUGAGAAAUUCACAUCUGGUGAACUAAAUCCUUAUGGGGACAUCAAAUUGAGCCCAUCCUCUGGAGUGCUAAACUAUGGGCAGGGUUUAUUGGAGGGACUCAAGGCUUACAGGAAAAAAGUGGGUAAUGGUUUUGUGCUCUUCAGGCCGGAGGAAAAUGCUCUUCGAAUGCAGAGAGGUACUGAAAGAAUGUGCAUGGUAUCACCAUCAGUGCAACAAUUUGUUCAUGCUGUUAAGCAGACAGUAUUAGCAAACAAGAGAUGGGUGCCACCAUAUGGGAAAGGAUCUCUGUACAUUAGGCCAUUGCUAUUAGGAAGUGGACCGAUACUUGGUCUCGCACCUUCACCGGAAUAUAUGUUCUUGGUCUUUGCAGUUCCUGUUGGCAAAUACUUCAAGGAUCGUUUGCCAUCAGUAAAUUUAUCUGUUUCUGAUGAAAUUCAUCGAGCAACCCCUGGUAAAACUGGUGGUGUAAAAACAAUCAGUAAUUACGGAUUGGGCUUAAAAGCACAAGUUGAAGCUAAAUAUAGAGGAUUUUCAGAUGUUGUGUUUCUGGAUUCUGUGAAUAAAAAGUAUGUGGAAGAGGUCACAACUUGCAAUAUAUUCAUCGUGAAGGGAAAUAUAAUCUCAACUCCAGCUACACAAGGGACUAUACUUCCAGGGAUUACAAGAAAAAGUAUAAUUGAGAUUGGCCGUGACCAUGGUUAUCAGGUUGAAGAAAGGUCGGUUUCUAUAGAUGAACUAAUUGAUGCAGAUGAAGUAUUUUGCACAGGAACUGCAGUUUCAGUGACUCCUGUCAGCACUAUUACAUAUUGUGGUCAGAGGUUUCAGUUCAAGACAAGGGUGGAAACAGUGUCUCAUAGAUUGUACAACACCCUGACUGCAAUUCAGAUGGACGAUGUGGAGGACACUAGAGGAUGGACAUUGGAGAUUGAUGAAUGAAUAUUGAAUCACUGUCAAACUCAUUUAGAAGCUCAUCAUGACAUUGAUAUUAAUGCCCAUGACAUUGAUUAAAUAGCAUGUCCUGUAAAUCUAUCUAUUUCAGAUAAUUACUAGCUUGAGAUUCACAGAAAUUCCAUCAAAAAGAAUGUACAACAUGAAUCAAACAAUGUUGAUGGCAUUAAUAGCAGAAAAAA
Dioscorea cayenensis subsp. rotundata (Guinea yam) is the source of this 1373-nucleotide messenger RNA. Its product is annotated as branched-chain-amino-acid aminotransferase 6-like. Gene Ontology annotation, molecular function: branched-chain-amino-acid:2-oxoglutarate transaminase activity. The record is from RefSeq and is a predicted model, not a curated record. Gene Ontology annotation, biological process: branched-chain amino acid metabolic process. Lineage: Eukaryota; Viridiplantae; Streptophyta; Magnoliopsida; Dioscoreales; Dioscoreaceae.